AUGAAGGAAGGCAUUACACCGUGCAGUUGUGGGCGGUUCCAAAUCGAUGAAUUACCGUGCCCACACGCUUGGGUUGUCCUGAAGAGCAAGUUUCUAAUGCCAGAAGAUUAUUGCUCUGACUAUUACAAACCAAAGUAUGUUGUAAUGACAUAUGAGGUGCCCGUGUAUCCUUUGCCGGACCGAAAAAAAUGGAAUAUACCAGCACAUAUAGUAGAUGAAGUUGUAUUACCACCCAAAUGGAGAAGACCUCCGGGAAGACCAAAGAAGAAGUGUGAUAAGCCGUUCAUCAGAUUGCUGCAGAAGAAAAAUCAACAUUCGUGUAACAUAUGUGGGCAGGAAGGACAUAAUAAGCGUACUUGUAGAAAUGCUCCACGUAGAAAUUAG
Nicotiana attenuata is the source of this 384-nucleotide messenger RNA. RefSeq lists its product as uncharacterized. The coding region runs from base 1 to 384 and encodes 127 amino acids. NCBI's taxonomy places the organism in Eukaryota, Viridiplantae, Streptophyta, Magnoliopsida, Solanales, Solanaceae. The transcript has a single exon. Gene Ontology annotation, molecular function: zinc ion binding; nucleic acid binding. The record is from RefSeq and is a predicted model, not a curated record.